UAAUCCAAAUUUCUCCAAAAUAUGUUUUUUUUUCCUCUAUAAACCGUUGUUGGCUUUUUAACUUACAAAGCAAAUAAAAGAAAACAAGAAAAAGGCAAGUUGUUAACGGGAUCCAUUGUCAGCUCAGGCUGCUGUUCGAUUGAUGAGCAUUUUCCUACACUCACAGCCUAAUAAGAAGACAAUUCAUAGCCCCACCUAACCAGCAAAAAAUCCUUCCUAAUCCCCACAAUGUGCAAUACAAAGUCAUCUAAACCAUAAAAUCAACUUCAAACAAAACUCCAAUCGCUUUGAACAUCCCAUUAAUCACAUUCAUUCCCUCCCCACCAAAUUUAAUCGCUUUGAACAUCCCGUUAAUCACAUUCAUUCUCUCCCUCUCAUUGACAAAGCACAAAGAUAUGCCGGUUUUUGCAGAGAGCAGCAACACAACUAUAGCUGACCAAAUCAAGCUAAGAAAACACAGAGAGCUGCAACCCAUUGCAACUGAAACAGAUCCAAACCCACAUAUCUCUAGGACCUCCAAAUCCAAUACAAUAAUCUCCUCCCUCUUCCACUCUCACUUCACUGCAACCCCACCUGACCAAACAAAGAAGAAAGGUGCAACCUUUAGAGGCCUAGGAUGCACUGCUGGAGCAGCACAGCAGGUGUCGGUGCCGGCGGUGAUAAGGUCAUCGGCUGGCUGGGAAGGGAAAAGGGUCAAGAAGAAAAAGGGUCAUCAGAAAAGAAAGAAAGAAAGCUUGAAACUUUCCAGUGACAACAACAACAAUAGUAAUAAUAGCAAUGGUGAUGGUGAUCUUAGUGGAGAUGGUAAUCUUGGGAAUUGCAUGGUUAUGCAAGAUGUUUGGUGUGGACCUGGAAUUGGGUUUUCAGGUGCUGAUGCUGUUGUUGGGUCAGUUGACUGUGUUGUCGUUAGAAGGAACGCGUCAUCCGGAAGAGGGAAGAUUGAUGAAGGAGAGAAAUUUAAUCAAAGGGAAAGAGAGAGGGGGAGAGAGAGAGAGCGUCCUUGUUUAUCUAGGCGGGCUGCAGUGAAUCCUGAAACCCCCUCGUUUCUGGAUACUGAUCCUGCUUUUGUAACAUCUCGUCCUGAAAUAGAAGUUUUUGGAACUCGGUAUUAUCGCCAUAUCCGACAUCCUUCCCCAGAUGGACUUGCUAGGAUGAUGAUGCUCCAGAAUAGUUUUAUCAUGGGAGGAAGAUUGGAUCGAUUUAGCAACUGGAGACUUGAUAUUGAUCACAUGACAUAUGAGCAACUGCUCGAUUUAGGUGAUAGAAUUGGUUAUGUGAAUACUGGAUUGAAAGAAGAUGAGAUCAGCAGCUGUGUCAAGAAAAUUAAUCCCUCAAUCAUCAAAGAACUGCCAUCACAUUUACACAUGACAUUGGAAAAGAAGUGCAGCAUUUGUCAGGAUGAGUUCGAAGAAGCUGAUGAGUUAGGCAAACUAGAUUGUGGACAUGGUUUUCACAUACAAUGUAUAAAGAAAUGGCUUGCACAGAAAAAUACAUGCCCGGUCUGUAAAACUGAACCGGUGGCUCGAGCCUAAUAUCUUCAAACUGCUGCUAUUUACCUGUUGGUGUGUAUAGAUUUCAUUUCCUAUACGUAUUCAAGCAUCCAUUCUUUAGCCUGAAGCUUCAACUCCAGUAUGCCUAGAAAUCAGAGGCUUUUUCUUCUUUUCUUUUCUUUUUUAGUGAUCCAGCAAUCUCAUGCUGAUUGAAAUUAUUGCGUUGCUGAAGUUUGAUGGAAAUCAUUUACAGUUUGAUAGAUGUUUGAAAUGGAAUGUGCUCAAUUCCAUAACACUUCUAGGGUUAUUUCUGAAUGCACCAGAUGCUUUUUUAACUUAUAA
Molecule: messenger RNA, 1832 nt
Organism: Populus trichocarpa (black cottonwood)
Lineage: Eukaryota; Viridiplantae; Streptophyta; Magnoliopsida; Malpighiales; Salicaceae
Exons: 5
Coding region: 396-1532 (378 amino acids)
Molecular function (GO): ubiquitin protein ligase activity
Source: RefSeq, a predicted model, not a curated record